Messenger RNA from Poecilia latipinna (sailfin molly), 6191 nucleotides. RefSeq names its product zinc finger protein 318 (gene znf318). Gene Ontology annotation, molecular function: zinc ion binding; nucleic acid binding. NCBI's taxonomy places the organism in Eukaryota, Metazoa, Chordata, Actinopteri, Cyprinodontiformes, Poeciliidae. The record is from RefSeq and is a predicted model, not a curated record. Gene Ontology annotation, biological process: positive regulation of DNA-templated transcription; negative regulation of DNA-templated transcription. Gene Ontology annotation, cellular component: nucleoplasm. The coding region runs from base 173 to 5860 and encodes 1895 amino acids. The transcript is spliced from 11 exons.
AAGAAGGGUUCAGUGUGUAUGAUCAGGAGCCGAACUCGGAACCACAGCUUUGAUAAAAUAAUAAUUAGUGUUUUGUUGUGGACCGGAACCAGUUGUGGCUUCCUGCUACUUGUGAAGCGCCGCACCGACCCGCAGCUCCCCGCGCGGCCUCAGUGCAUCUCUGCGGGAGAAGAUGUUCCGCGGCCGGCCUCCGUUUAGAGGCUACCCGCCUCCUGUGAGGCCUUAUCCGUCACAGGGAUAUCGGGAUGACAGGGCCCGACCGAGACCUCCGUACCACCAGGACUAUCCGGAGUACCGGGACCACGGAGCUUCGGAAGCCUACCACAGGAGGCACCCGUCCCCCGGCCCCGGAGGCCACCGCGGCGGGGACUUUUGGACCGGAGGUGCGCCUCCGGAGAGGUCUCCGUCUCACAGAGGACCAGCUCACCUGGACCACAACCUGGUUAUCAGCGUGGGGAACGAGCUGACCGGCCCCCCGUCCCACCACGACAGAGAUUACCUUCCCCGACCUGAAUACGAGCGAAGUGGUAGCAGGGGCCGAAGUCCAGGCCGGAGCCGGGGACGCAGCAAGAGUCGUCACCGUGGAGAGAGUCGGAGUCCAGACAGGAGCCGGGGACGCAGCAAGAGUCGUCACCGUGGAGAGAGUCGGAGUCCAGACAGGAGCCGGGGACGCAGCAAGAGUCGUCACCGUGGAGAGAGUCGGAGUCCAGACAGGAGCCGGGGACGCAGCAAAAGCCGGGCCAAGAGUCGUGGGCGGAGCAAGAGUCGAGCCCGCAGCAAGUCUAGAUCCAGUUCCAGAUCUCGGGGGAAGAGCAGAGGAAGGAGUCGUAGUCUCAGCAGUUCGAGCUCCAGCAGCUCGAGUUCCAUCAGAGACAAGAAUGAUCCGUCCAGGAAGCGGUUUAAAGAGCUGGAGCUGGCCCGACGCAGGAGGGAGGUAGAGGAGCUACUGGGUCAACCUACCAAAUCCAUCCUGAAGAAGCACAACAGUUACGAAGACUCGCCGUCUCUUCGGAGGUCCGACUCGCCCAGGGAUCUAGACCGCACCAUGGCUCGUGUCGCCGACCAACUGAUGCAGGCUGUUAAGCUGAAUGACCCGCGUGCUGUGGCAGCUGUUCUUUCAGAACUGCGGUCCGACCCGCAGAUGUCUCAACGGGCCAACCUCAACAAUGAGAUCAAAGAAAUCCUGAAUCUGUUGGGCGUGGCAGAGCCAGUGGGUGGCGUUUCACAGAGAGUCCUGGACGAUAUUGAUGAUGAAGAAAAGUUUCUGUAUGGAGAAUUGGAGGAGCCCAAAAUGUCAGCGGCACCAGAGCCAGACCGACAUCACAGCCUGGAUCUGUACGGAGAUGUGACGGAAGACUCGCUGUACUCUGAUCUCCCCUCGCAAAGAGCCAUGGCCGGUCAAGUGUACAGCUGCCCUCCAACCAUUUCACCUCAUCUUCAGGUCACUCCGUCUGUGAGUGAGCCGAACAGGCACAUGAGUCAGCCCAGCAUCAGCCCCAACCAGAAUGUCAUGGCCUAUCCUCCGGGAACAGAGCCACUGGAGGAGAGUGAGCGCCAGGCUUUGGAGGAGUACGAGAAGAUCCAGGAUCUCCUGAAAACCAUUGGGCUUGACCUGGGUGUUGGCGAGAUUAGCAAGAUGGCUGCCAGGACCAAGGAGCGCCUUCAUGGCAACAAGCAGCCUCCAAAGACACCCACGCGGCGACGAUACUCUUCUGGCAGCUCCAACGGCAGCUGCCAUAGCCGAGUCCGGAGGAGGCGGAGCCAGAGCGGCAGUUCAAGCAGCAGCAGAAGUCGCAGUCGCAGUCAUGGGCGGGGCACCAAACGGGGGGCCAGCUGGAGCAGCGAGGACCAUGAGUCCAAGAAGACCACAGCUGCUAAAACUUCCAAAGACUGGGAGGUCAAGGAGACAAAGAAUGAGUGGAGUACCCCAAUGCUGCCUCAGAGUCAGACCUCUGAUACCGCCCCCAUCCCAACUCACACAGGCAUGCCCAUCCCUACUUACCCUCCCCCACAGCUCCCUGGCAUGAUGCCCCCAAACUACCCUCCUUCAGCAUACAGCCAGUAUGGAAACUACCUGCCCUACAUCCAUCAGCAGUGGCCCCCCAUGUACCCACCGCCUAACAUGACCCUGCCCCCUCAGCCUGCCACAGAGAACCUCACGCCACCUCCCACCUACAAAAAGGCUUACAGAAAACCCACCCCAGAGACGGGGGCCUUAGGUUUUGCGAGGAGUGUUGGUCAGGAAGAGCAGCGGCGGCGGAGUCAGGACCAGAGCAUUUCUGACGAGCAGAACAACGAGAGCGAGAAACUAAAGGUUCUGGAGGAGCGGGAGAAGCUGAGGCAGGAGCGGGAAGUCAGAAUGACGAAAAAAGAGUAUCUGAUAAAGGAACUGGAGCGACUCAGGAAGCAGCAGGGCGAGCUGCUGAGGAAGAAGCGCCGUGAGAAGGACGGCCAUAAGGACCCCCUGCUGCAGGAGAUAAACCGCCUGCAGGACGAGGUCAUGGCGAAGAUCUCCAACCUCCGCAAGGAGCACGAGGCUGCCGAGAGGAAGCGCACCGAGAUCGAGAAGGUCGCGCAAAUCCUUGGCCUGAGCCCUUUAGAUCGGCCCGGCAAGACCAGCAAGCUGCCUAAAAUCCGGGACCAGGAGGAGUUGCCUCCAAAGAGUGAAAAACGGGAGCAGGGGAGGAACCCAGAGGAGCAGCCAGCUGCCGGCAGCACCGCCUUAAAGGCAACCCCAGCGACUUCGACGAAGGCCUCGCCAGAACGGCUGCUCUUCACCGCUGAGGCUCCGCCCCCUGACCCGUUUGAGUAUUAUGACGCUGGGAACCACUGGUGCAAAAACUGUAACAUCACUUCUGGUUCCAUGUUUGACUUUUUCACACACUUACACAGCAAACCGCACCGGAAGACUUUGGAUCCGUACGAUCGGCCCUGGGCCUCCAGUCCCACCAAGACCCCCAAGACCACCGCAGGAGACGCCAAACGGACCAAACCAGCCAAAGGGUCAGAGUUCCUGGUUCCUGUCAGAGGGUUCUUCUGCCUGCUGUGUAAGGAGUUUUAUGGAGACGCCAUCUGUGCUGAGGAACACGUCAUCACACACUCUCACAAUGAGAAAUACAAGAAACAAAUGGUGGAGAAUCCGCUGUAUGAGCAGAGGAGGAAUCUGGACCGGCAGGCGGGCCUGGGUUUGGAGGCAGGCGGAAAGAAACGCAAAUAUGACGACGACGAUAAAGACAGAGACGAUAAGAACAAAAACAAAAAGGACAAAAAGAAGGAAGAGGAGGCUGCCGAGACCUGCGAUGAAAAAAUCAAAGUAAAGAAAGAGGAAGAGGAGCAGAAAGUGAAGGCAGUCAGAAAGAGCCUGGAGGAAGACAAGUUUUAUAGCAAGAAAGAUGAAGAUGAAAAGUACAAACAGAGCAAAAAGGAGGAGAAACACAACAGCAGAGAGAAUGAAGACAGGAACAGCCGGUACAGAGGCAGCAGUCGAGACGAAGAGUAUCGGCACCGCCAUCGCAGGGACGACGAUGGUCAUCCAAAGUACGGCAAUAAAUGCACCGAGGACAAAUACAAGGAGGAGAAAUGUUCAGAUUCCAGAUCUAAACAUGAUCGAGAGCGAGAUGAAGGGAAGCAUAAAGCCGAGCCUGAGAAACCAGGAGGGAAACCAGACGCCAGGAAGUCUGAACCUCCGCCAAAACCCUACGAGCUGCCCAAGAUCUUCUGUGGGCCGAGUCCGGCCAUGAGGGCGAAGCUCCGCAAGCAGGCGAUGGAGGCCAGCAAAGCACCGGCCUCUGCAGCCUCCGCCACUUCGUUUGGGAAGUUCACAUGGAAGAAGAAAGAGAACCAGCUGGCAAAGGAAGCCCAGAAAGUUGCAGCAGAGUUCCUCAAGGACGAAGAAGCAGCUGCAAAGGAGAAGCCAGGGGAAGAAGAGGACUCCUUCUCCAAGUCAGUGGCUGCUGCCAAAGAGAUUGCUGAGAAGCUGGCCGGUGAGGAGCUAAAAUCUCCACCUUGGUACACGUCUGGUCGAGGACAGAUCCGGCCAAACCUCCGUGCUCCUGUGGCUCCGCUGAGGAGAGCUUCCCUGGCAGGAAAACCUGCAUCCCUUAACACAUUUCUGAACAUGAGACCCCAAAGCACCGAUGGAGGUCCACCAGGGCCUUUUCCUAGGGCCCCUUUCAGGCCCCCAAACCCACAGAUGUUCAACAACAAACCCGGGCCUCCAGUAAGCUCUGCUGGACCGUUGGGGGUAAUGUCUGCUGCACCCACGGUGACCAGACCAGAGCAGUUUGGUCCUAAACUCCCUCCUUCAAUGUUGAAACCUGGACCAUGUCAGAAUACCUCUAAACCUGAUUCAGCUGAGUCAAAACCUGAAAUGAAGCAAGGGCCACUGUUCCCUAAACCUGCUCCGGUCCAGUCAAAACCUGCAACAGGACAGAGUAGUCCUUCAACAACUUCCCCUGCUCCGUUAAACACAGCAUCCUCAGAAACUCGGUCUGCUCCAUCAGAGGUUAAAGCUGCGACUCCUCCAGCUCCCGCUGCUCCACUCACUCCAUCCAAAGCUACGCCUUCACAACCAGCAUUGAUAAAGAUUGUGUCCGAUGUGGCGGCUCCUGGCGUCCCGGAAAGUGAGCAGACUCGCACCGUGUUCGUCAAGCCACCUCCUUUCAAGAGCAUGCUAGCGGGGCCUCAGAAGUCGGAGAAGCUCCAGGGCAACCUGGCUGCAGCCAAGGCUCAGGCCUUAUUUGACAUCUUCUACAGCAGCCUCGGCCAAGCCGGCCCUUCCUCUUUCUCCAGAACAGAAACCGACGUUGGAGCUGGUAAAGGUUCUCCUUCAGCCCCAGUCCAAAAUAAGAAUCAGCCCCAAAAUAAACCUGAACCCCAGAUCCAAUCACAAGAUCAAACCCAAACACCAAACAUACUCCCAACUCAGACCCACAACCAAUCAGAGCCCCCAGAUGAACCCAGACCCCAAACACAGGAAAUGCCUGAAUCCCAACCUCAGGUUGAACCACAACUCCAAAAUGAGCCUAAAGCCCUAAAACUCACCCAACCACAACCUCAACAAACCCAACAAAAACCUGAAUCUCAACCCCCGGAUCAUCAGAAGGAGCCGUCACAUGAACCUCAAACGGCCCCCCAACACCAUUCUCUGUCGCCCACCUCUACUGAACCUCCAAAUACAAUACCAACUUCUCCACAGAACGGGUUUCAAAGCCCACAAACCCAGGCUGAUGGUGACAUUCAAAUUACCUCCGUUUGGUCUCUUCAGGACAUCACAGCUCCAACAGAUAAGGCUGCAGGUCCUGAACCAUCUGACCCACCUCCUCACUCAGAACAGACUCCAUCAGCUCCUACUGAAGGAUUGUCUCAAAGUCCUCCCACUAGUCCUGGGCGUAAAUCUCAAAUCUGCCCACAGACCAAGCCCAUUUCGAUGGAACCAGCAGCUGAGCCACUGUUCCAGCCGGAAACUCAGUUUGAACCCCAAAUAGACCAGGAUGCUAAUUCACAUCAAGAGACAACUCCAGAACCACAGCCUAAACCCAAACCAAGUCCUAGAACCAGAGGUAAGGCAGCAGCAAUGAAGAAGACCCCUUCUGCUGCUCCGGUUCGUCAGACCCGCUCCCAGACCCGAUACCAGACUCGUCAGCAGCAGAGUCAACCAGAACCCGAACAGAACCCAGGGGCAGGGAACCAGGACCUCACGGCGUCAGAAGCUAAAGGUCUGGAGUCGCCUGAUCCGGAGCAGGAGGCCGCCUCGCACAGAGAGACGGAUCCUCCAGGGACGGAUGUCACCACGGAAACCUUGGGUCUCCCUUCAGACAUGACCGCCCUGGACUUUGACUACACUUUUAACUUUGAGUAGGAUGCCGGGGUCCCAGAGGUAUUUACAGGGCGGGAGGACAUGACAAGUUAAGGAAACUUGGACUGUUAAAGUACCAGACUGACGUGGAGAUCUGACCUCCUCCCAGAAGCCCCGGCUCUACGUCAGACUCCUUGUUUUCCACCAAUAAGACGUUUUGAUUUCCUAAAGUCUCUGCAGGUUUCUGUGGUUUGGAUUUAAAGUCAUGUUCCUCUUUAGAUCUAGACACCAGCGGCUCCCGUGUUCUUGCCUGCAGAUGUUUCUCCUCCAUCGUGCUGACGCUGUAAUAUUUGUUUCUUUCAGCAGUUUUAAUAAAGAAUGUUCUGAACCCUUC